AAUCUAGGGUUAACGUCUAGACGCGACUCGGUUGAACUUUCACUUUCAGCUUGCUUCAAACUGUCGUCGCUCACGACUUAUUUUUAGCUUAACGCAUGUAGCCUACAACACUUUCUGUUUUGAGUAACGUUGCUUGACAUGUUCCUCUCGGCUCACAACGGAAGCAGUUUAGUUUUAACCUCGUUUGUGGCCGUCUAGGUGACGAAGAUGUGGCCGCCUUUCACAUCCGUGAUACUGCGCGGUUGGUUGUGUGUUUUAGUGGCUGUUGUGUCCACAGUUUCUGGGUCAAUUCUCUACAAGAAGGUGGACGAUGAUGUUGUCCUCAAACCAGAUGCGGGCUCUGUGACUGACAGCACCACAAGUAUCAUGUGGAAACAUGGUCCUGACAUUGCUAUUGAGUGGGAUGGAAAGGACAUUGAUUCCUAUCGUCAUUUCAAAACCCGUACUAAACUGAACAUUUCAAGUGGAGAGAUGACGAUCACAGGCCUGACUCUGAAAGACAACGGCUCGUACACACUAGAGAUAAACGGCAUUGCCUACAGUCCAAUUACACUGAAAGUCAUCUCUGCCGUCUCUACACCCACUGUCUCUGAAGCCUGUGAUGAGGAAAAGACUUCAUGUACUUUGACCUGUGAUGGCAACAUCACCGGCGCUGAACCAGUCACCUAUAACUGGAAGUUAGACAAUUCACCGAGCGUGUCAUCUAAGACACACACUGUUACAAAGGAGAACCACUCAAGCAUUAUCAAGUUCAGCUGUGAGCUGGAGAAUCCAGUCAGCAAGGCGAGCAGCCAACCCAUCCCCAACCCUUUCGUCAUUGGUAGCGAACCUGACAAAACUGAAGGAGGAGGUCUGAAAAUCAACACAGGGCUCACAGUGUUCAUCUGUCUGCUGACUGUUGUGGUGCUGCUGGUUCUUACUCACAGAUGGAAAGCAGGGAUGUGGUUCUUCCAGAAAGCCUCCAUGCCGUGGGAAGCAGACUUUUGGAGGAAGGACAGGCAACCAAGAGCUGCUGCUGAAUCUAAUGGCACCCCUGCUCGUCAAGAUAAGGCAAAAGCAGACGACGAGGAAACACCAAUGGCAUAGACGCCAAGCAAACUGUAAAACCAGAUGGUCCACAAGAUCCAGAGUAACGCUGAGAUGUUUUAGGAAGUGCUCAUGUUGAGUGAAAUUUUACUAAAAGUGCGUAUACAAAUAAUACAAACAACAGCACUAAAAGUCAAGGGUAUGGGAUCAGUCCGGUGGUUUUUACACUGCACAAUAUUUCUUAUUUUUUGAAGCAGUCUAAAAGUAAUAAUAAAGCAGAUAGUGACAGAGAAGUUAUCUUAAAGCUCCUUCCAAAUAAAUAAGUUUUUGAUCUUUUAAACUGACUAAAAGUAGGUAUUAAGGCAUGUUUGAGGUUUUUCUUUUACUCUACCUGUUUAUGUGAACACAUUAAAUCAACAUUUGCAUUGAAUAGAUGUUUUUAAGGCUGCAGUGCUGCCGCUGAAAUCCAUUUAUCUAGCUAUUAUCGUCAUUAAGUCACAUGUAUUAAAACAGUAUUUAAAAAAUACUAAGAAGGGAGAUUAUAAAGUUAAGUUUUUAAAAAAUGGAAUAAAAAGAGAAUAAGACUAAAGUUCAGGUAUCAUGUAGGGAUAAAUAGGGCUGAAAUGAAUUAAAAGCUCUGACGUUGAAGAACAGAAUUUUCUAGAGAGGCAAUGAGGUGCCUUAAAGUUUAGACAAUAGCAGGACACCCAGCGAAGUGCGCUUUCAUGUGACCGACAGCAUACCGGACACCAGCUGGCACCUCCAGCACAUUACAGCAGAGGCCGGAGAGGAUCAGAGUGCUAUCAGAGGCAGGUUCUGGUGUGGAUCCAUGCAGGCUCUUUGUGGGGAGGAACUGUACUGACAGCAGAGGGGGGAAAAGGAAAGCUAUUGUCUGGUUUGGGCCGCCCGCUCAACCAACAAUCAAAGCAUUGUGACUCGUUAUGUGUGUGUGUGUGUGUGUGUGUGUGUGUGUGUGGCAAGUAUGUAAGAUCAAACAAAGUCAAUCAUUUUUGUUGUUUUUUUUGCCAUUGAAUGUUUAGGUUAUGUUUAUGUUUUAUCACUCCUGCAAACCAGAAUCCCUUAAAACACUGACCUUACUUUACUCAUCUCCAUCUUCGAACGUUAAUGUUUUAAUAUUUCCUCUGUGUUUUUUAAAUUCUGAUGUUGAAAUGUCUUUUUUGUGUCCUUCAGAUGCACUGUGUCCAUGUUUAAAUGGAGGUUGAUGGGGUUUCCUUUGGCACUUACUUUUCUUUUUUUCUAAAGACACUCAUUCUUAGUUUUUCCUUGUAUUUUUUUUU
Molecule: messenger RNA, 2324 nt
Organism: Thunnus maccoyii (southern bluefin tuna)
Lineage: Eukaryota; Metazoa; Chordata; Actinopteri; Scombriformes; Scombridae
Product: carcinoembryonic antigen-related cell adhesion molecule 21-like
Exons: 11
Coding region: 208-1086 (292 amino acids)
Source: RefSeq, a predicted model, not a curated record